UAUUGCAAGAUGGGGCUGCCUGCAGUCCACUACUGGGAUAAUUGCAACGUGACGGAGGGCCAGUUGGCGAGCCACCACCGUGUCUUGCUCUGGUACAAUGCGCAAGUCAAGUGCGUUUGGACGAACUCGACGCAUGAUCACUGCAAGGUGGCGCAGGCGAUGCGAACGUUCCGCAAGUUGCUGGCCGAAGUCGUAUCGUCUGGCAUUGCAGCGAUUUCAGACACGCCGUAUUAUUGCUUCUUAGAUGACGUGUUGAGUUGUGCACCACACGCGCGUUUCGCGCUGACACUCCGGGAUCCCGAUACUUGGGCACAUAAACGACUCGAGCACCAUGGUGGUGAUCUCGUUUGCAAGCGCGACGCGGGUUGGAACGGGUCUUGUUAUGAUCUCGGAGGUUGUUGUGGACCAGCCCAUGAGUUCGUUCAUCAGUGUUGGACGCUCAAUCGAAUUUAUGCUGCAUACCGCAAUCUCUCACUGUGUCAGGGUUCCCACGAGCGUCACGUGAGAAGUCGCGUUUCGGCUGACAAGUUGACGCCAAUGAACGCUUGGAGUUCCGAUGAUGAUUUCGAGGAGUCCUUUCGGACGCAUGCCCACGGCUGA
Messenger RNA from Prorocentrum cordatum, 600 nucleotides. Lineage: Eukaryota; Dinophyceae; Prorocentrales; Prorocentraceae. The record is from the annotation of a GenBank genome assembly.